AUGGAGCAGGGUGCUGCUGUGCAGAAAGCAUCUUUUGUAUGGAUGCUUCUUCGCGAUUUGGCUGAUGCCUAUCCUCCUCGUCAGACUUUGUUGGAGUUGGAUGUUUUCACUGCGGUUGCUCCUGUUGGCAGUGCGGUGUAUGGGGUGAACACGUCUAUGGUGUUAAGGCAUGGGGACCAUGUUGAUUUGUGGUACAUUGUAGUCGCAUCCCCCACUCUUCUUACCAGCCAGGAAUGGUCGACAGUCCUACGUGACAUGGUGGAAGCCACCCAGAUGUCUCGCGAAGAUUCCUAUUAUGGUUUAGGCUGCUUGGAUAAGCAGCAGCAGGAGGAUCAGCUGAAUGAUGUGCAGAAAAAGAUUGUUGAAUUUGGGAAUUCCCCGCAGUCGUACAUUAUGGGUUCGAUGGACAGUGUUAGGGCUGUGCUUGCGAGUGUGCGCGCUUAUAAUGUGGAGCAAAGUUCUACGAUUUCAACGGUGUAUCUCUUAUUCAAAUGCGAUAAUAUUGAAGCUACGAAUCUCAAAUGAUAGAGUUAAACGCUGUGAUUUCAACGGUGCAACUCUUAUUUAAAUGCGAU
Messenger RNA from Bipolaris maydis ATCC 48331, 575 nucleotides. The record is from RefSeq and is a predicted model, not a curated record. Lineage: Eukaryota; Fungi; Ascomycota; Dothideomycetes; Pleosporales; Pleosporaceae.